Molecule: messenger RNA, 2760 nt
Organism: Globicephala melas (long-finned pilot whale)
Lineage: Eukaryota; Metazoa; Chordata; Mammalia; Artiodactyla; Delphinidae
Gene: VCF1
Product: VCP nuclear cofactor family member 1
Source: RefSeq, a predicted model, not a curated record
UGGGCGGUACCACGGCGGCUGCGACAUGGGGGGGCGCGGAUCAGACGCCGGAAGUAGAGGUGGUACGGGUCCCACAGAGGGGUACUCAUCGCCGGCCGCUUCCACCGGAGCCGCGGUGAGAGCCAAGGCCCGAGGGUGUGGGCGUGGCGGCCGCCGGAACACAACACCCUCUGUUUUCUCUCUUCGCGGAGCUGCGCCGCGUCGCUCGCCUCCAUCAGCUAACAUGAGCGAGCGCCUCCGCCCCAGGAAAAGGAGAAGGAAUGGCAGUGAAGAAGACCACCAUCUCCCCCCACAGACCAAAAGGAGUAGCAGGAACCCUGUCUUUCACGAUUCCUGGGACACAGAGUCUUCAAGCAGUGACAGUGGCGGCAGCAGCGGCAGCGGCAGCAGCAUCAACAGCCCGGACCGGGCCAGCGCGCCGGAGAGCGGCUCAAGCCACCCCACCGCCCGGUCCAGCCCCCACGGCCCGCAGCCCGCGCCCGUGCCGUCCGCGCUGUGCCAGAGCCCGUACUUCCACAUCAACCAGACCCUGAAGGAGGCCCACUUUCACAGCCUGCAGCACCGAGGACGGCCUCCCACAUGACGUGCCGCGCUUUCUUGCCUUCUGUGAAGGGACCGCGCUGCGCAGAUUUGACAUUUCAACUUAACGAUGUUUGAAAAAAAUUGCACAAAAAGAUGCCUGUUGGCUUUUCAGUCUAUAUUUGAAAUAACAGGUUAACAGGCCGUUGUUUACUUGUGGUUUUGCUGCACUAUUGCGAUUUCAAAGGGGCUUUGAAGCAGUUUUUUAUAGGAUUCUUUCGAGGGUGGGUAUGAAAUCCAGGGCAAGUCAACAGCAGGAGGAAAUCUCAUCUGCGUGUUGAAUCCAUAGUUUGUCCAAGUCAGACUGAUUUCCAGAUCUGUCACUUAGAAAUUCUACUUUCUGUAAAAAGGCCUUUUCAUUUUGCGGGAUCUUCAAUUUUUUAAAUUCAAUAAACUAGUAAAGAGUAUCUACUUUCCAUGAAAAAACCUAAGUUUUUUUCCAAAACAUAGAAAGCUUGAUUCAGUCUUGCACUGAAAUUGCCAUGCUACCUCUUAGUAUGUAGGUGUCCUGUUGAAAGUACUCUGUCCUCUGUGACAGGAGAACCACCAGAUUGCAGUCAGACUGUAUGAUAAAGUCAGCACCUGCCCUGAUAACCGUCCUCUCUCUGUUAUAUAUUUGUAUUUCCAGAGAGAAGGUCUCUCAGACCCUUGGAUCCCCAGAUAAACUUGUUACCGUUAUUCCUCCAGAGCCUACAUCUCAGACUUAGAAAACACUGCUCAGUUCGGACAGUCAAGGAAUACGUAAAUGACUUUGUCUUAUUCACAGACUUGUCCAGCAGCAGCCUGUGUGUGCUCUCUGAUAAUCCCGCCUUGUAGUGUCGAGAAUUAAGGCGCUGGUGAAGGCUGACACAGUGUAAGCUCUCUGAACUGGUGUCUGAAGUCACAAGUGUUGUGAAACUAUUGGACAAGGAUUCACUUUAUGCUUAAAGUAACCCCCAACGGGAACCAGGGGGCCCCAUUCCACCACGGCAACUGGAAAGACUGGUGUGGCUUAGAAAUGAAUGAGCAGAGGCACUUCUAAAAGAAAUAAUGCAGGAGUAUUUAUUUAGAGAGACGGAUUGUCCUGUGUCACUUGGUCAUACUAGAGAGCCACCCUAGUUUGAACAGUGAGGGCGCAGACGAGUCUUCCUCCUCGGCGACAAGCUGUCUGAACAAGGAGCCGGCGUGCGUCAGGUCAUCUGCUCGGGAGAGUGCCGGGGGGACAGCAGCCUGCCGCUGUACGUAGAGGAAAGUGCCUUAGCGUCCACUGGACCCCCGGCCUGCUCGCCCUCCACUCCGCUUGGGGUCCACACGGCACACACAGCACAUCUGAGAAGCACGGACAGCUCUAGAAGGGGACUCUGCUCUUAGACCAGAUUGGGGAAGGACACGGGAGACCGAGAUUCUAGCACGUGACGGAAGUAAAAUCUGAAGCUGAGGACUGUAGGAAGAGGGCAAACGUGUACCUUCUCUCCACGGUUUGUUCCUCUCAUGCGGGUAGAGCUGAAAGGUCAGUUACUUGAAGCAGAAACCGAGUGUUGUGAGGGAAAGGCACAGCACAGGCCUGGGCUUACAGAGUGGGAGGCUUGUGCAAAAACUUUUUUUUCCCACUACCAUCUCCCAAGUUUUAAAACCAGAUGUUUGACGGAGGAUUUUGGAUCUUACUGGGUUUGAUGGCAGGGAAUAUGGAAAGGAUACCUGGCGAAUAUUUUGUCUAAUCAGAAAGCAAACAAGGAUUAAAUGCUGGAAGGAGGCAAGCUGUUGGAGCUCUCAGACACAUGCGUACACAACACACUUCAGAAAUACCCAGGAGGACUCCCGCAGGCUUAACGGAUGGCAGCCUACUGAAACAAAACGUGUGUUAACAAGAACAUGUAAACUUGAGAAAGCGCAUUUCCUUGUACUUCCCACCCGACUAAAAGAAAUGAGAGGUGAAACCAUCACUGGAACAAAGCAAUUGUUUUUCCAAAUAAGUACAGUCGUAGUGCAGGGUUAGCAGUUAACUCUCUUACCCUAUUCAACACAAGCAGCGUUCUCCAUCCCGUCCUGCAUAUUUGCUACAGCCUUGGCAGCCUGAGAUACAUUUCUAUUAUGAGGCUAGUUGAUAGUGUCAGUGGGCAUCUCCUAAAACCUCUUAUUAGCUCAAGCGAGUAACACCGUGUACUUCUAUAUUGCGCCGCCAUUAAAAGCAGCACUAGUGCA